GUUGAUGAAAGCAUUGAAAUGAAUCAGACCCUUAAAUAAAGGCUGUCGAAUUGUACCGUAUGAUCUAAGACAAGCUAUAUUAAAUAGGACCGGUCUGGUCUACGUCUUUCUGUCUGUUUCUCCUUCUCUUUCUUUUACAAUAAUUGAUACGCGCCGAGACUUUGGUGAACCGCUGCCCCACGCGCGCUGUUCUUGUCCCUGACUUUUAACGUCAUUUCCCCCCCCCCAUAUGUCUGUAGGGCUUGCCGGAUUUCCGCCCCAACUCCUUUGGUCAUUAUCUUUUGCUCCACACAAUAUUUGAUCAGCCUUGAUAAGACUCUUCGGCUGCCGACCGAGGUUUCUGAGCUUAUAUUUAUUUCUUCACCUCAAUCUAGCAACUACUGAGACGGUCCAUUGGAAGAGUGGUGACCUCUUGCAGUCGAGGUGUUUCCGCAAUGUCCGCAACUCUCUACAUCGACAGUCCGCACACGCACUUUACCAACCUCGAUUUCCUCACGGGCAAGGUUGUGGUAAAAUUGAAUUCGGAGACUCAAAUAAGUGGAAUCCAAGUUAAAUUAGAAGGAGAAAGUCGAACUCGCCUUUCAGGACCGCGACAUCCGCACCAUGAGCAGUCUGAUAAAAAGCGCACCGAGAUUGAGGUUCAUAAGAUCUUAUACAAGGUUCUCAAUCUCUUCCCAACACCGGCUGUCUUCAAUGAGAACACUCCGAAUACCGUUUGGACUUUUGCUGCUGGGACUUACGAGUAUCCGUUUCAAUUCAAGUUUCCCUUCAACAAUGCAUGUAGCUUUCAGAAUAGCAUGCUCACCAAUCUCAACAUUAGUGGUCUCAAAGUUGAGGUAGCUCGCGAUACACAUCGACAUGUGAAGAAAACAUUGCCUCCAUCAUUGAGUGGCUUCCCUCAAAUGGCAGACAUAAAAUAUUACGUCAAAGCGACAGUAGUUAGGCCACAGUUCUACAAAGAAAACAUAAGGACGCUUACCAACAUAAAUUUCCUUCCCAUUGAACCACCGAGGACAGGCAAUCCGGGUGAAGAAACAUAUGCACGACGUCAACAUCAAUUUGCGAAAGGCCCUAGUACAUCAAAGAUGAAGAGUUUGUUUCAAAAAGGCUCCAGUUCGUCUCUCCGAGAUUCUUCGAGUGACUCCCCUCGCGUAUCUGCAGACAUCAGGUUACCAAAUCCUUCGAUACUCACAUGUAACGAACCAAUCCCGCUACGUAUCCUUGUCAGUAAAACUUCGGAGUCAUAUGAAACGAUAUUUUUGCAGACACUGCAAAUUGAGUUAAUCGGCUAUACCAGAAUUCUUGCCCAUGAUCUAAAACGGGAUGAAACCAACACUUCAGUCAUCUUCAGCCGCAGUAAUAUGGCCAUUCCACUUGGGAGAGGAGGCGAUCCAGUCGGCACUGAGUGGACUAUCGAUGCCAAUAUGUGGAGUCACAUACCUCUCCCGAGCUCGGUGGCACCGACCUUUGAAACCUGCAAUAUCUCGAGGACAUAUGAGUUAGAAGUGCGGGUUGGUUUGAGUCAUGGCACUGUCGGCAAUAUGAAAUCCCAACUCAUUGUACUACCGUUACGAAUGCCUGUCAAGGUUUACUCUGGAAUCGCCCCGCCUCAGGCGCUUCUGGACGCCAUGGCUGAAGGCGGGCACAUUCAACCAGCAGUUUCCCCUACCAAGCCAAGCCGACCUUCCCAGGAAACCAGUGCACCGCCUCCGAUGCCUCCGAGGCCUACUAGACCUCCCGCGCCUAUGAAUCCAGAGGAUGGUUACGACGACGCGCCCCCGAGUUACGAGGACGCAAUGGCUGAAACUCUGAGUCCUGUGGAUGGCCCCCGUCGCGAGUAUAACCCACCAGCUGCCUCCUCCACCGGUAGACCUAUUGAAUUUGGAACUGAUCCAGGCACGCCAGUUCACUCGGCAAAGGAUCCUGAGCCUCAGACGCCCUACAGCAACCGUGAAGCGAACUCCUCGUCUGAGUCUUUCGACAUGCUUCCGUCUACUCCUCCUGAACCACAAACCGGGUCUCCCCCUACAUCUCCCGUCGCACGGCAACAAAGUGUGCUCAAAAUUCACAAACUCGCUGCUCUCCAGGAAGACAGUCCACCCCAAUAUCAGCCUGUAGCAGACCACCAACUGCAGUCGCCCGGAAGCCAAGCACAGCCAAGUUCACCCAGGCCAGAUGUUCGGGCUCUAAAACUAGGUGUUCCCAACAGGAAGCCUGUUCCCCGAAGUCCAAACUCCGGAGGUGCUUGAUCUCCUGGGAUCACUCAUUCAAUAGGCUUAUUUAAUGCCUGAACAUGAAUUUCUAUCAGUCAACUCAACUUUCAACAACCCUAGGGUCCCUUGUUUGGGCUAGGGUAAGUGUUAGGUGAGACAACACCAAAGUAAACUGUUUGAGGAAUUUAAUACGGGUAGCACUUGCUCCGAACAGCAUCAAAUGACACACUGGCUCCAUUGUUGUCUGUCUUAAGUGAUACGCGGCUCAGACAUGCAUCUACGGGAGUUUCUAUGGGCACUUUCCUUUUUCUGUCUUUCCUUGUGAGUCCUCGAUGUCAUAUCUUCUCUAUGGAUAGAACACUUGUGAUUCACCUAUCUCUACUCGUACAUGUUAUACAUAGUAAUCGUAAUGUCAUUCUACAUACAUGUACUUCUCUAGAUUAUA
Aspergillus caelatus is the source of this 2658-nucleotide messenger RNA. RefSeq names its product arrestin (or S-antigen), N-terminal domain protein. Gene Ontology annotation, cellular component: cytoplasm; plasma membrane; cytosol. The record is from RefSeq and is a predicted model, not a curated record. The transcript has 5 exons. NCBI's taxonomy places the organism in Eukaryota, Fungi, Ascomycota, Eurotiomycetes, Eurotiales, Aspergillaceae. Gene Ontology annotation, biological process: ubiquitin-dependent endocytosis. Gene Ontology annotation, molecular function: protein-macromolecule adaptor activity; ubiquitin protein ligase binding. Bases 435 to 2249 code for a protein of 604 amino acids.